AUGUCUACUGCCCCCUUAAACUUUUCGACUGUAGCAACCACUGCCGCACCGAAGUAUCCGUUUCUCUCGCAGCCGCCGCCUCAAAAGAAACGCCCCACACAGCCUCUGCCUUCGCCGCCCGUUCAAGUACCUACCACUCCGCGCAGCCCCGUGAUUGGUCGCCGCAGAUCCGCUACGACCUCUGCUAUCAGUGCUUGGGUUCUGAACAUCCAGCCCGGAUCACCUGCUCCUCCUACCCCGAGGCGCAGGACGUCCAUCUCGAGCUCUCGCCGCCCAUCCGUUUCUCCGCGCUCCUGCUCUCGGCGCCCCUCUGUAGGGUCUGGUCGUGUGCCCUCCGCGUCGUUCCUGAACGUCUUCGAGAGUCCGACUAACCCGACCCACGUUACUCCUUCUCUGAAGGAUUUCCAGCACGACCUCACCGCAGUCGGAUACGCGUCCGUUUUCGUGCACUUUCCGAAGACGCCUUCCUCUGCUGCGUACCCAGACCGACACCCAUCUCCGCUGGAGAUCCCCAUUUCUCCCGUACCUGUUGUGUCGCAGAAGCCAGCGAAGCGCGGUCUGAAACACUUCCGCUCGCUGUCCGCUCUGAGAGGGUCCCGCUCGCGCUCUAAAUCCACUACCAUGCCUUCGAUGCCCUCACCGCCCUUCAUGUCCCGACACCCUGCGCCGCCCGUCCCAUCUGCCUCCGCGCACAGCCGUGCGGUGUCGCGCGACGAUGUCAGCAAGUCAAAGAAGUCCAAGUAUGCAAAGUACCGCCCACCACCGCUCGCCACCGAACUCGCGCUCGCGCAGCUCGCCGACGGAGGCAAGAUGGAUGACCAUGUGAGGCGCUUCGCGGAAAGCCAGGCACGCGCUGGCGGCGCGCAAAUGGUCAAUGGCAAGCUGGUUGGCGUCGGUGACGUCUGGAGAGACGGUGCCGGCGGUGUCUGGCGGGACCAGGACGAGGAGUGGGAGUAUGCUCACCUCCUCGGAGGUGACCAGGACCUCGACGGCAACGAGAGGUCCUGGGUACGCUUCGGAUCUGCCUCCGCCGCCAGCUCUGGUGCCGAUGAGGAGCGGAGAGGUAGUUGCUCGAGCCAGGACUCCGACCUCGACCCUCGCUAUGCCAUGCAGGCCGACUCUGGCGAUGACCUUGCUGUCUUUGGCAGCGCCCUGAUGCCCUCCGCGAUGCGCAAGCCCGGUAUGUCCGUCCUUGCGCUCCCAUCUCGUGCGCGUCGCGCUGCACCACACCUUCGGAAACCCGAGUUCCUCCUCGACGUCUUCCCCGUCCCAGAUGCCUCCGCGCCGGCGAAGGGCAAACAACCCCUCUCCCCGCACGUUUCCAACACUCCAGAAAGCCGCCCGAUUGGCAAGGAGCGCCGCCGGCCCGCGCCGAUCGCCCUCCCUCCUCCCAGCCCAGCGGCGAAGUACCCAGCGAACCCGCUCGACGAUGUCCGGAAGGACUUCCUCGAGCACUCCUUCGCUCCCGCGCCCGCACCCAGGGUGCGCGACGAGAACCGCCAUCACCACCACCAGCAGCGUCCGUCAGAACCUCCACACACUGCGACGCGCGUCGAUUCGCGCUCAGCGGUGGCGCGGAAGAUCGCGGCGAGUGGGAAGGGCUCGUUGAAGAUGGACGUGCGCGGUUUCCUCAAAGUCAUGGGCGGCAAGAAGGACAUCUAG
This is a messenger RNA of Rhodofomes roseus, 1662 nucleotides long. RefSeq lists its product as uncharacterized. Lineage: Eukaryota; Fungi; Basidiomycota; Agaricomycetes; Polyporales; Fomitopsidaceae. The record is from RefSeq and is a predicted model, not a curated record. The transcript has a single exon. The coding region runs from base 1 to 1662 and encodes 553 amino acids.